Messenger RNA from Desarmillaria tabescens, 1455 nucleotides. RefSeq lists its product as uncharacterized. The record is from RefSeq and is a predicted model, not a curated record. The transcript is spliced from 2 exons. The annotation marks the transcript as partial. NCBI's taxonomy places the organism in Eukaryota, Fungi, Basidiomycota, Agaricomycetes, Agaricales, Physalacriaceae.
CGUCAUAGCCUAGACCUAUCUGGGCCUCUUUGGGUUCUAUGCCGCGUCUGUGGGCUUUGGAGGGAUACAUUGCACACAUCGCCAGCGUCCUGGGCUCGGCAUGUCUUGGUGACAACCACUUUCUCCCUGCAUGCUCGUGAGAUAUUGCAGACCUAUCUCGAGCACACAGGCGAACACCCUCUCAGUCUGAUGGUCAUGAGUGACAGUGGCAGUGUCAUAAAAGAUGGCGAAAUCAUCCCCAAACUCGUUGAAUGUUGCCAUCGGUGGAAGAAUCUGCGCAUUCACGCUUCCAUACAUCAUAUGCGCUGCUUGGAUUCUAUAUCGCAUCUUCCCUUCCUGCAGACGAUUGAAAUGGAUAUCACCCGUGACUAUGACCAUAAAUAUCGCUCGAACAUAUGCUUGAAAGCCCCGCGGCUAUGGCAAGCAACCCUUCCAAGCCAGGGGAUAUCUCAAGUGAGGUUACCGACUGGGAUCACCCAUUAUUCCGGAAGUAUCACCUGCCGGGAAGAUUUACAGCUCCUUUCCCAGCUACCCAAGCUUAGAACCUGUCACCUCGAGUCCAAUUGGAUGUCGUCGGCCCCAACCGAGGCGCCGGUGGUUACGGCGGAGCUCUGCGAGCUUUACGUAGAGAAUCCAAAUGUCCUGAGCUUGCUAACGGCACCGAUACUCCAGAGUUUGACCAUUUGUACCUCGGAAUCGUUAUCCAGCAUUACCCUCUUCCUCCGUCGAUCCAGAUGCCAUCUCAAUAGCUUCAGUAUAUGCAUGGAUGUAUUGGAGUCAGAAUCGCUGGCUUCGAUCAGCAACAUGUUCUCAUCUGAAGCAUUUUCUACGAUCUCUCACCUCAAACUCGAAUUCGGAUCGGUAUGGCACAACAGUGCCAAGGCCCUCACCCCUUCCUCGAUCUUACCUAAUCUGUGCUAUCUCGUUCUCUGCUUUGAGAAUGAGUUUUUUUAUCUUACGCAGACGGAGCUGGUUCCUCUUUUCGAUAUGAUCCGCUCCCGCUGUAAAGCAAGACAGCUAAAAACAAUUGAAGUACAGUUCAAUGAUGAGGUGGGGGGCGAUUUUGACGAUCGCGAUAUAGAAGCCGACAUCCGAGCUCUUAUCGGGGACAAUUUGGAGAUGAGGGUGGAGAAGUGGAGCCCGCUGCAUCUGGACCACCGGUUGUUGUUUUGGGACCCAUGACUUCCAAUAAAAUACAAAUCGCCCACCACCACCAAGUUCAAACCGUUGCCUGUGUAUGAAGUCGCAAGACUCGCGUCAAGCCAUUCCUAACCCGCCACUAUUCCAUCUUCUGGCUUGAGACCGGAGCACUGAUUCUUAGUGACACGUUGACUAUCAUGAUGCGCACAGUAUGUGUCCAAUAUUUAUUGAGUACGAAAUGUCGAAUCGAUCUAUUGCUGGAGAACGCAACCAGAUGUACUUUUUAUAUUAACUGAGCUUUGAAUUUCAUUGUCA